AUGGGCUUGGCGGCUGCCCACAGCAUCCGCCUGGCUGGCAGCGACCUCUGCGCCCUGGCCGAGCACCUGGACAUUGCAGCCAGCUUCUGCCUGCUGCCUGACAUCCAAUCUCCUGCUGAGCCAGACCCUAGCCCCUGGGACCUGGGUGAUCCUGUGGCCUUUCAUCCUCUGGAUUCUGUAGAGCUGAGCCUGCCCCUCACCAAGGCUGUCCUGAAGAACCUCCAGGUUGUCCUGUCCAGAAUGGGGUCGUGGAUGGAACUAGGUGGCUCAGCCUUCCAAAUGCUAGGCACGGUGGCUGCAGCCUGGUGGCUUCUGCGGGUGGCCUGGUGGCUGGGCCAUGCCCUGCUGGUCUAUGGGCUACCCCAGGUUGGCCUGGGCCUUGGCAUUUCUCUCAGGAAGCAAGGGGCCUGGGCAGUGGUAACCGGGGCCACAAGUGGAAUCGGCAGGAGCUAUGCUCAUGAGCUGGCCCGAAGAGGCCUCAACGUUGUACUGGUGAGCCGAGAUCUCAGCAAGUUACGUCGGGAGGCAGAGGACAUUGAGAGACUCCAUGGUAAGGAAACAAGAGUCAUCCAGGUGGACUUCAGUGGAGGCUUAGAGAUCUAUGAGACAGUUGAGAGAGGCUUGGAGGGCCUAGACAUCGGCAUUCUAGUGAACAAUGUUGGAGUAGCUCCCAAGAUAAUCCCCCAGAAGCUAAUGGAUGUGAAGAAUGCAGGCAAGAGUUUCACAGACAUGAUGAAUUGUAACAUGCUGUCAAUGGUUCAGAUGACCCGGAUCAUCCUGCCUCAGAUGGUAGCCAGGGGACGAGGAGUCAUCAUCAACAUAUCCUCUAUGGCUGGCAGACAGCCUUCCCCAUUCUUGGCAUUAUAUGGGGCUACUAAGGCCUUUAUGAAUAGCUUCUCUCGGGCUGUGGCCUUGGAAUACCGGUCCUCUGGAGUCAUCAUACAGACUCUUACUCCUCUGGUAGUUUCCAGUAACAUGAGCCAGAUGCCACCCACAAAAUUCUUGGUGAAGUCUUCAGAUGACUUUGUCAGAGAAGCCUUGGACACCGUAGGCGUCUCUAACUUCACCUGGGGGUGUUUCCUACACUCUGUCCACGGUCUGGCUUACCAAAGAGGGGGGCCACAGUUCACCAAGGUAGUUGUCCGGCUGAUACAACUGUCACUUGGCAGCCCUCAGAUGCUUGGAUUCUCAUGGAAGUGCUCUACCCACUGCUGGAAGCUGGAAGGUCAAGAGACAGAAGGAGAAGCUCAUGUCAGCAUUGCCUAAGCACUGUGACCCAGU
Molecule: messenger RNA, 1281 nt
Organism: Phascolarctos cinereus (koala)
Lineage: Eukaryota; Metazoa; Chordata; Mammalia; Diprotodontia; Phascolarctidae
Product: very-long-chain 3-oxoacyl-CoA reductase-B-like
Cellular component (GO): endoplasmic reticulum
Molecular function (GO): oxidoreductase activity
Source: RefSeq, a predicted model, not a curated record